AUGUGGCCAGGUCUCCUCUUCUCCAUGGUAUGUCUCGCAGUGCUGGCUUCAAGUGCGGCGGAUUCCACCUCAUCUCCGGGAGUCCGCAAUUCGCUGGUGGAUACGUACCGCGAAAAGAUAGUCCAGUGUCUCAUUUUGGGCGAGUACACCAAAUCCGGGCGAUAUGUUUUUGAACCCCUAUACCAAUACCUGACCAUCGAGUAUUCAAUUCGGAAAGAUGCUGAUCGGGACAUCUGGAUCCUUUCGGGAAUCUCAGUCAAUAUAGCUCUGCGCAUGGGUUACCACCGGGAUCCAUCGCACUUGCCAGGAAUCUCCCCAUUUGCGGGAGAGAUGCGACGGCGGGCCUGGGCCACCAUUCUGCAGGGAGAUAUCCUGAUCUCCACCCAAAUGGGCAUGCCGCGCAUGAUCAAGGACUGGCAAUGUGACACCGUGGAGGCCCGUAACCUGAAUGACUCGGAUUUCGAUGAAGAUUGCCUUGAGCUUCCUCUGUCCAGGCCAGAGACGGAGAUUACUACAGUUUCGCACUUGGUUGCUCGGCGGCGGAUUUUUGCUGCCUUGGGUGCGAUCGUCGAUUUCACUGCAUCAGUGCGACCAGUGGCUUACGACGAGAUAAUGCGACUAGAUCGCAUUCUGCAUGACGCAGAGGCGAUGGUCCCUGCCUACCUCCGUAUGAAGGCCAUGGCUGCGGCCGUGACUGAUCCCCCGCAAGUGAUUAUGCACCGGCUCUUCCUCAGACUGAUGUUCCACAAGGGUCAGAUCAUGCUACACUGCAAGUAUUUAAGCCCGAACCAAGCCACAUCUUCUGAUGGCCACACAUCAUACAUCCACUCGCGGAGCUCUUGCAUAGAGGCAGCAUUGGGUAUUUUGGGAAUCCAGCGAAUCCUCGACGAGGAAACCGGCCCAGAUGGCCAGCUUUGUAUGAUACGAUGGCGAGCUUCCUCCUUCAUGAAGCAUGAGUUUUUGACAGCCACGAUGCUGCUGUGCUUCCUCGCGUGA
Penicillium atrosanguineum is the source of this 996-nucleotide messenger RNA. RefSeq names its product fungal specific transcription factor domain-containing protein. Gene Ontology annotation, cellular component: nucleus. Lineage: Eukaryota; Fungi; Ascomycota; Eurotiomycetes; Eurotiales; Aspergillaceae. The transcript has a single exon. Gene Ontology annotation, biological process: DNA-templated transcription. Bases 1 to 996 code for a protein of 331 amino acids. The record is from RefSeq and is a predicted model, not a curated record. Gene Ontology annotation, molecular function: zinc ion binding; DNA binding.